AGAUUAGCUCUCCGUCAUCCUGCUAUGUGAGCGCACCGGAGGCUACUGCGGUAAGAUGCGGCGACGCACGAUGCCGAGCGCUGGAUGACAUGAUGCGCAAUGGCCGAACGAGUGUGGGAGGGGGACACGGAAAUAAGAUUCACUGCGUGGUGUUCAGCUUUAAUUCAGACGAUGGGACAGAAGUGACUGCAUGGUUCGCUCAUUUGUAGUGGUGUAGCGCCAGUGGUGCAGGCCGAUUGGAAGGAUGUGGCGGCGCUGAUCCCACUAAAGGACGCUCCACAGCCCGAGGACGGUUGUGUAAAGGCUUCGUCAGUAAACAACAAGGAAGCACAAAUACAUUAAGUAAAGGACACUUAAUUCAGAGCAUGGACCGGAGACACCGAGGCAUCGAAUGAGCUAAGGAAGAAGCAAAUCUUUCAUCGGGGCAUCCCUUUCAGGACAUAAAGACUGGGGACAGCGGUUUUCCAGGUGGUUUUAUGACAGCUGAGUCAGUCCUCAUUGAGAAAGGCUGUCCGACAGGGAGGGCAGUGAAGCAGGCAUCUUCUCAUUUCUCACUAUUCUCUCUAUGAUCGGCGCUGACAGCUGGACGUCUGACCUGGGCGUUUCUUUUCUUCACCAGGAGACUCUCAAAGUGAAGGAGCGAUUAAGUGGAAACGGAAGCACAACUACAUCACGCUGUCAGGAAAACAACCCAUUCUAUUUCUGUCUUAGUGUCCAAAAACUCAGAUGUCGUUACAAUGAACUGAGUCAGCUCUCUCUUUUGGUUUCAAGUAAAUAUAUUCUCCCUUGUCAGAAUGAAUCAAUAAGACAUUAUCAAGAGUAUUUCAACUACUGCACAAUGCUUAGGGUAUUUUUUUCAAACUGUGAUCUUUUUACAUUUGAGCUUUCACGCUCUGAAUCAAGAAUAGACUCUUGAUAGGGCCAGCGUUCCCACUUACAAAUGAGAAUUCAAUUAGACCUGACAGGCUGCAUUUUAGUAAAGUAUAAGCGAGGACGAACCAAUAAAACAUAAAUGAGGCCAACAACAAGCACCAUGCUCCAGCAGAAUAACAACAACAACUACCCCUGCCUGAAUGUGUCAGGCUCCACCCGGGAAAUGCUCCAGAAGUGCUCCAGAGCCUCUCUGCCCUUCCCCAGCCGACUGGAGCUGGGCCUCGGAGACCUGCCGCUGAUCCGGGGCCUCCGAGCCUGGGCCCUGUGCUCCAAGAGCCGCCGAAAGGCUGGUGGUAUGCUGGGAGGAGGACAAGCCCCCAUAGCUCCUCCUGCGGUCCGCGGGGGUUCGACUUCCUGCCCCAGGCCUGCAGAUGUGUACCUGAGCGGGGAGUGGGGUUGCAUGGGGUACGGGCUUCCUUUGGGACUGGAUGCCAGGCAGGCAGGGAUCGGACCUUUGGUAACAGUUGCCACUCUUAAGACCUCAGAGGGCAGUGGGAAGACCCAAACUCAAUGCCUCUUCCUCCGGACUGAGAAAGGAAGCUGUUUGUACUCCACAGCUAAGCCCAGUUCUGGUGUGACUAACAGUGCCGCCUCCAGCGUUGUUGGUGGAUGGCUGAGAGGGAAGACAGGAGGAGGAGGAGGAGGAGGCAGAGACAUCCCAACCGGGAGAAGAGACAAUGGGCCAACUCCGCCAGCACAUACCGGAGUAAACCGGGUUAGGAUGCGAUCAGGCCGGAGAUGGAGGAAGUCCAGUAAUGCAGCAGCACGGGAGAAAACAGGCUUGAGCAGAGAGAGGCAUCAGAGCAGCAGGGAGGAUCCUGCCGGAGAAAUCCCUCUGGAAGAAAGGCAGGAAGAGCGAGACAAAAGAGGCCUGGCCAGUAAACAGUUUCCCAGCCCGCAGCAGGACAACAGGAGAGCCAGACAGGAGAAAGAGGGAGCAUGUAGAAGUCCUAAAUGCUGCCACAAUGCUUCUCUCAAAAGCUGUACUCAGUGUGGGAGGAAAGCACAGAGGAGGGAAAGCCAGGAUCAACACGAGGGAGGUGAAAGUCCAACAAGAGGCAUCUCAAACGGACUGAAUAGGGAGGUGAAAGGAAUGAGGAAGGAGAGGCAAAAGAAUGAGGAGGAGGAGGAGGAGGAAGGCCUCUGCACAUUAGAGUCAUCUAACUCUGUUUUGGCUGAACCAAACCCUGACCUAGAAUUGAACCACUUUCACCCAGAAUCUCACAGCGGCUGUGAUGUUGUAGAGAUUAGAGAAGCCGAGAGCAACGAGGAGCUAAAGAUACAAACCUCUCACAGCAAGGACAACUAUUCAGAGAGAGGGGAGGAUACAAACUCUGAGGUUAUGAAAAUACAUGGCGGAUUUAAUGAUUUAAUUCAUGGCCACUCUGGACCGGUGACAGAUGACUUUACAUCAAGACAUACCAGAUAUUGUGACAGAAUACAAAGUGUAAAAGAAGUAAUAGCAGCUAAUGUGAAUGCAAUUUCAGAUCCCAUGGAUGCAGAUCAAGAAUUAGAAAGAGACAUGGAGAGUGUAGAUGUUAAAGAGGAGGAAGAUAGCUUCAAUCAGACGCCUGCAGGAUUCUCGGUUGUAUCUGACUGCUAUGAGGACGUCUCUGUCUCCACCUGCCCUGCCCUCAUCAGCACUGCAGUCUCCACUGAGCACUCUGCCGCUGUAGAGGGCAGCAACUGCAAUGCUGACCGUGACACUUGUGGUGGUCAGAGAGACCAAGAGAACAGCAGAGAAGAUUCCCUUGAGGGGUAUCAGCGAGGGGUAGCAUACCCAGGGAUUAUUACGGGUAAAGAAGAACUGGAUAUAAGCAGAUUUGAGCAACAAGAGCUGAUUAAAUCUGUGGGAAAAGUCAAAGAACUGGAGAAGAGAGAAGCUCCAUCAUCUCCUCUCAGACACAUAGCUCCUUCCAUUAUUGAGACAAACCGCAGAAACGUUACAGAAAACAGUUGCCAGCGUUGUAUAACUGAGCGUAAUGGAGCAGAGCGAAGAGGUGAGCCAGGGUGGGAUGUUAGAGAAGAGGAGUCACAGGAGGAGAAUAUAGGGGACAGAGUAAAUCCUAGGGAAGGGGAUGAAGCCGAGGAGAUUUGGAGAAGGGAGUGCACCUGCAACGAGCCGGACGAUGGUGAGGGUAAAGGCGAUGGCGAUAAAGAACGACUAACAGUGUGUGACUUGAAUGACUGUACCAUACAGGGUAAUGGCAAAGAAGUAACGGAAAACUGUGCAUUAAAAGACAACUGUGCUUCAGAGGAGUCUGCAGAGGGAUGCAGUGGAAGGAGAAAAGAGGUCGAAGCCACCUGUGGACAAACAAGCAUCAGCCAUGUUGAAGCGAAUGCAGAGACCAGCACCAACGUCACAAAUGCUGCCUGUGCUGAUCCUUCCACCUCUCUUGCACACUCCCUGGCUAAUCCUGCCCCUUUGUUGCCUCCCCUGGGAUCCAUGGCAACAUUCCUGCCCUGUCUGGAGACGGAAGAGAAAGAGGCGAAGGAAGGGGUCGGUGUGCAAGCAGGAGACGUAAAAGAAGGCCAGGAAGGGAAGAGGAAGCUCGGGAGACAGGUGGAAAAGCAGGGCCAGGAGGCGAGGGGCUCCACCGUGGCCACUGACGAGGGGAGGAAAGAGGAGGAAGAUAAGGAGGAAGAUGAGUUUGGAGUAUUCAUGCAGGCGGAGGGAGAGCAAGCCUGCAGCGAGGGAUACACCAUGUCUGCCUCAGUGCCUUGUGGGAGUAGAGAAAGUGUUGCACUUGGACACCACGCCAUCACCGAGGAGUCAACCCACUGGACGCCAGGCUGGACAGACAGCUCCUUCCACCAAUCAGACGACACCUGGACAGCUUUUCCUCAGGAUUCGUCAGAUGAAGGCCGAGACAUGGUGGGACAGUGGUGGCCAACCAGCGCCGUGGAGGAGAGCAGAAACAGCCCCUCGGCCAAUCAGAAUCUGGCGGCUGUCUUUGCUGAAGCCUUCCCCUCGCCUGCUUCAUCUUCCAGUGACCCCUGUGAUCACGACCCUGUUCCCACACUGACCAAGCUCCUCAGGGGCAGAACCAGCCAGGACCAGGGGCUGUUGGACAGUUUCCAUGACUUGAACAAAAUGAUAUGCCAGAGAUACAAGAGGGAGAAUGGCGUGUCUCGUGACCUGCUGCUUAGGACUUUGCACUUGGAGCAGCCGCACACUGAAAGACCUGCUCACUGGACAUCCAAUCGCCGUCUCUCCCCCGGCCUCCCCUCGGCUAAUCAGCAUGCUCAGAAUGCUGCCGCUAAGCGACGGCUGUCAUAUGACUACAACAGAAACAUCAUGGAGUAACUGUGUGGGUUCAGCUCUGGUUGGAUUGUGAUUGAUCCGCGUUUUUCUGAAGAACUGCAGCUUUAACCCCAGCAGGGCAGAACAGACCAACAGCAGGUUUCUCAAGACUCUGGAGUGACAACAUGUGUACUGUCUAAUACUGACGGAUACCCUCUCUGGUUAAUUAAGCCUGAGCCGCAGAGAAAACGUACCCUGGAUGAAAAUGGAGCGACGCUUGUGUUUCAGAUCUGGUCUCCUCCAGCUCCUGUAGAUGGUGGAGGGUUUCCAUUACACGUGUGCCACUUGUUCACCUCCUGUUUUAUAUUUUAAUGUUCCUAUUCGACUAACAGCUAACAGCUGGUUGUACAAGGAGCUACUGUAUGUUGGACGAAGAGUCCAGAACAUUAUGUCACCACACUAACCCUGAAAUAUUUUCCUUUCCUUGUCCUGUUCUUUUGUUAUCUAAGAAGAUUUAACUUCUACCUAAAUAGAAAUAUUUCUCUUUGUCAGAGCUGCUGUUUUGGUGGAAACUGUCUCAUUGUUUGAAUUAAAUCUCAAUGGUUGAGUCACGCAAAAACAUUGACUCGCAGGGAAUGAAUGAUUUUGGAAGGUCAGCAUGCUCUGCUAACUAGUUUAUCCGUAUUGGUAUAAGAAAAUAAUUCUUUCUCACUCUUCUCCUUUUCUUUUGCCAUGAGUGAUGUUUGAGAUGAGUUAGUUUCCUUGUCCAGAAAAAGUUUCAGUGUGGCUCCACCAAAGAGUCGUCCACCUCAACCAAUGAGAUUAUUUCUUUUUCUAGAGCAGCUCUGGCAGAAAGGCUGUAGAACUGGUGUUGUGUUUGUGUCAUGUGGAAGUGGAAGAAAGCAAUAAGAGCAAAUGAUUUCUGUUACAACUUGCAACCCUUUGAAUUACCACACAGGUCAAAAUGGCAGUUGGCAAUGUUACCGAAAUAUGCACACGGAAAUGAUUUUGAAGUCAUUUAGCACUAACCUGUUUGGGCAUU
This is a messenger RNA of Etheostoma cragini (Arkansas darter), 5219 nucleotides long. RefSeq lists its product as uncharacterized. The coding region runs from base 1013 to 4240 and encodes 1075 amino acids. The record is from RefSeq and is a predicted model, not a curated record. The transcript is spliced from 6 exons. Lineage: Eukaryota; Metazoa; Chordata; Actinopteri; Perciformes; Percidae.